GUAACCGGACAACAUAGAGAGCAGAUUGAAGGAUUUCAUUCAAAGGCAAACCUUUAAAUGACAUGUUAAAAUAAAAUAAAAUACAAAAUUUAUAGACAAAUAGACAGAAAAGAGAGCAACAGCGACAGCAUCGCACACAGAGUCUGGAGCCCGUGUGUAGACACCUUGUCUAUCUGCCCAUCUGUGGUUCUGUGGAGAAGCCCUGACCUCUUUCCUUCAAGGUAUACGGUCUACACCCAACCUUCGCCCUGUUCCCUGCCACGUGAUCCAAGUGGACAGAUGAUAUUGCCACCUUCUAAAACUGUUGCCACAAAGACAGCCAGGAGGAAGUAGACUGGUACCAAACCGUGCCUCAAAAAUCUCUGAGGCUGGGUAGCAGGAGGUCAGCUGUUUAAGAUAUGCCCUCACCCCCCAACGAUGGAGACGAUCAAGGAACGUCCCCCAUGAACAGGCCACCGACACUAUCCAAUCAGAAUGGAGUAAAGAGGAAGGUCCACACCAAGAAGAAGAAGAAGGGUUUCAUCACAGCCAACGUUAUAGGAACAAAAUAUGAGAUUGUUCGUAUUGUCAUUGAGGAGAUGACCUUUCAUAAAGCCAGAGAUGAUGAUGAGACGGCCAAUCUCAUCUGGAACGACUCUGCCGUGCAACAUGAGAAAAUCGCUGAGCUCAGGAACUAUCAGAGGAUAAACCAUUUCCCAGGAAUGGGUGAGAUCUGUCGGAAAGACUGCUUGGCAAGAAACAUGGCCAAAAUGAUUAAAAGUCAGCCUCAGGAAUAUAGCUUCAUCCCCAAAACCUGGAUCUUCCCAGCCGAGUGCACACAGUUCCAGAACUAUGUAAAGGAGUUGAAACGAAAACGCAAGCAGAAAACGUUCAUCGUUAAGCCUGCGAAUGGAGCCAUGGGCCAUGGGAUAUCUCUAAUUCGGAAUUGUGAAAAGCUCCCAGUCCAGGAUCACUUCAUUGUGCAGGAAUACUUAGACAAGCCCUUUCUCAUGGAGGGCUACAAGUUUGACCUGCGAUUCUACAUUCUCGUUACUUCCUGUGAUCCACUACGUGUCUUCCUCUACAACGACGGCCUGGUGCGAAUGGGUACAGAGAAAUACCACACGCCAAAUGAGUCGAACCUGAACCAGCUGUACAUGCACUUGACCAACUACUCUGUAAACAAACACAACGAGAACUUUGAGCGAGAUGAAACCGUGGACAAAGGCAGCAAGCGCUCGAUUGGUUGGUUCACAGAGUUCCUUCGAAUCAACGAUUACGAUGUGGCCAAAUUCUGGGGCGAUGUAUCAGAGCUGGUGGUGAAGACCCUGAUAGUGGCCGAACCACACGUGCUCCACGCCUACCGCAUGUGCCGCCCGGGUCAGCCACCAGGGAGCGCCAGCGUCUGCUUUGAGGUGCUGGGUUUUGACAUAAUCCUCGACCGCAAGCUCAAGCCCUGGCUUCUAGAGAUCAAUCGUGCCCCGAGUUUUGGGACAGAUCAAAAGAUUGAUUACGAUGUGAAGAAGGGGGCUUUGCUCAAUGCCCUGAAACUGCUCAACAUCAGAGCGAGUGAUAAACGACGGAAUCUGGCCCAGCAGAAGGCGGAAGCCCAGCGACGGCUGUACGGACAGGGAUCAAUGCGGAAACUGACGGCCGGAUCAUCGGAAUGGGAGAAACAACGUCACCUACUAGAACGUAGGAGAGAAGAGCUGAAAGAAAGACUGGCCCAAGUCCGCAAGCAGGUCUCCAGGGACGAGCACGAAAAGCGGCACCUGGGGAACUACAGGCGUAUUUACCCCCCAGAUGACAAGCUGCUCUUGGAGAAAUAUGAGAGUCUCCUUUCAGCUGCCUUUCAGACAUUCCUCGCUGGGCGAGCAGCGUCACUUCAAAAGGAAAUGAAUAAUCCACUGAAACGAAUGAAGGAGGAGGAUAUCCUAGACCUUCUGGAGCAGUGUGAACUGGAUGAUGAAAAACUGAUGGGAAAAACCUCCAAGCAGAAAGGUCCCAAGGUCCUGUCAUCCAUGCCUGAGAGCAGCCCGACGCCCAGAGGGCACCGGGACCCUGAAGACUCUUCGGCCAGUUGCAGCGACAGCAGCUCUGGUUCUGACGCUGAUGGAGAAGAUGAGAGCAGCAGCAUCACGCAGGAGAAACUCAAUCGCCCCGAACGCUCCAGUCGCGUUCAUUGGAAACCUGCCCCUAAACCAACGCGAGGUCCUUCCUCCUCGCCCAAUCUUUCCGGGCUCAUCCGCCGCUCCAUGUCCUGUCCACGCUCCAUAUCCUCUCUGACUGCGCAGUCACCUACCAACGAGACCAGACGGCCAAAAACAGCCACUCACAUGGCUAAUGCAUCGCCUGCAGCCACUCAAACAGCAGCCACCAUGACGCAGAUGACCCCGAUUCGACCCCACACAGCGUGGCGCUCCCAGUCGCUCAGUCGCAACAGUUCUGCAAACAGAGUUCCGCACAGCAGCAGUCUAGGUGCCAUUCACCCCAAUACGGGGGAGACCCCACUGAGUAAAGAGCAGGAGGCCGAGCUGAUGCAGCAGACGCUGGCUGCGCUCGGGGAGAUGAGGAUUCGUUACCCGGGGAAGAGCGAGGAGGAGGCCGAGGCCGUGUUGGAUGAGAUUCUGAACAACUGGAAAUACCAUAAACCAAAAGUGGCGUCUUACUGGCUGGUGAAGUUAGAUGCCACCAAACAAAGGAAGGUUUUGGACAUAGUUCGAACCAACAUCCGCUCAGUCCUGCAGAGGAUUUGGAGUGAACCGGAUGUGGAGAGUCUACGUCUUUUUCGCCUUUUCAACCGCGUGUUUAACCGUCUGCUGUGGAGUCACGGUCAGGGGCUCUGGAACUGCCUCUCCAGCUCUGGGUCAUCGUGGGAGAGUGUUUUCAGUAAGAGCAGUGAGGUGGUGACUGCGCAGGAGCUGAGGUGCUGCCAGCGUGUCGUACAGUUGUGUAGAGACUGUCUGCUUGUAGUCUACAAGUUUGUGGCUGACUCCCGUGGUUCGCUCAGCGGACUCAGCCCAGACUGGGACGACACAAGGUAUCUGCUGCCAGUCACCUCCCAGUUCAUCAUCAAGUGGCCGUCAUCUAGCUUUGGCCGCUCAACGUCCUCGACCCGCCCCCGCAGCGUCUUUACCGCACGAAUGGGUCACUUCUGAUGGCCGCUGGACUCCGACACCUGCUGGGGAAGAACAUAUCCAGACUUACAACAUCCAGACCUAAGGGCAUAACGUCUGGGACCUCCGCGAACUCCAGCAGCAUAUUUAACGGGAUUUGCCCGUCUGCAUUGUUCAUGCAUCAGAUGCAUAUGAUCGAGCAGUUCCUGCCUCCUGUCCGCUGUAAAUUAUCUGCUGCAUUACUAUUUCCCUUAGGAUGCUUGUAAAAAUGAUGAACUUUAUGAAUUUAUUUUCAAGACUCUACAAAUUAUUCAGUGAAUUAUUCCAGUGAAUGUUACAGUGUCAUGGAAUCAGAAAAAGGUCAUGUUCACUUUUUUUUUUUUUUUUUUUUUGUUCAUUAACCAUGGUGUUGUUUCUCUUACACAGUUUUCCCCUAAAUUAUUUUAUCGAUUAAUAUACAACAUGGUGUCACUUUAGUAUAUUUUAGAUCAUUUAGUAUAUUUUAAAUGCUUCUCAGAAUUAAAAUGAUAACAAUAUGGGGCCGUUCACACAGGAAAUGGACAGAUGUAACUGAGGUACCUGAAAGCGUUAUUCCAAUGUGGGGGCACUUUGAGUACGUUUCGUUUGAGUGACCAAUCAGUUAAAUUUAUUAAUUCCAAAUAAUUAAAAUUCACAUCCUAAAAUUAAAAUACGCAUCCAUAAUAAUUAAAAUACUUUCUAAGAUUGCAUGGUGCAAAAAAAAAAAAAAGAAUUGUUGAAGGAUUUAAAAAUAGUGCAAAUGGGAUGUGUCCUGUGUGAAUGCCCCCCUAAAAAUGAUUUAGAAAGGUAAACAGUUAAUAUUAAAGGGUUAGUUCACCCAAAAAUGAAAAUUAGCCCAUAAUUUACUCACCUUCUAGACAUCCUAGGUGUAUAUGACUUUUUUCUUUCAGACAAAUCCAAUCUGAGUUAUAUUAAAAAUCAUCCUGGCUUUUCUCGUCAGUCCAAAACAAGUCCAGUGCAUCCAUCCAUAAUAAAAAGUGCCUCACAGGGCUCUGGGGAGUAGCAAAUCGCUGCGUUUUUUUUUUUUUUUUUUUUUACUUCUGUUUAUUUCGUAAGAAAUUUGUCUAUUAUAUUACUAUUCCUGUUAACUUUAAUCCAUAAUUUGUUUAUUAUUAAAAGAUUGUUUGUAUCUUUUGUACGUACUGUUUGUUUUGUACGUACUGUACUUUUUGUUGUUCUUUAUUGCAAUAAUAAAAAAAAGAAUCACUUUAAUCUGGUCGUACUCGGAAGCAGCUCCAGGCGGAUGUCGCAAUACGUUGUCUUUGCGCACGCACCGCGGAGAAGUGACGAACGCGAACGCGCAGUGAAGAGAUCAAAACAAAACAACGGUCACGAAUUAGACGUUCAAAACAACGGUUUGUAAAGGAAAAUGUUGGAGGAUUUCAAUACAAACGAAGAGGAGACUGUUCUUUUGCUAAAGUAAGGAGACUUUGCUUCCUUUGCUCUUAUAAACAAACGUUGGUUUGUUUAUAAGAGCAACAAAAAACUGCUUCCUGGUACGACCAGCCCUUGCAAGCUAGAUUAAAGUGAUUAUUACGUUUUAGAUGUGUUUAGAUUCACUACAGGAGGCCUUUAUUAACCCCCCAGAGCCGUGUGAGGCACUUUUUUUUUUGUGGAUGGAUGCAUAUUAUUGGACUUGUUUUGGACUGAUGAAGACAAACACCCGCCCAUGCUACGAUAAAGGAAAUGCCAGGAUAAUUUUUAAUAUAGAUCCGAUUGGAUUCGUCUGAAAGAAGGAAGAAGGUCAUAUACAUCUAGGAUGCCAGCAGGAGGGUGAGUAAAUAAUGUAAAUUUUAAUUUUUGGCUGAAGUAACCCUUGUAAGGGUUUAAGUGUUAGAUUUGGAGUGAGAUUUAGGGUUAGAGGUUAGGCGUAGGGCUUUAUGAGUAUUAUAGAGUUAGGAAUUAAAAAUGCUUACUGUUUGGAAUAAAUGCUCUGCAUUAUACUAGACUAUACUAGACUAUACUUGCCUGUUCUGAACUAAAAGCUGAGAUCACGUAUCAACUUAAGGGACGCAAGUCUCUUUUACAUAACUUUUAUGAGCCAUAUUGUGUAGAUGCAAAUAUGAACCUCGGUCUGAACUGUGUGUAGUGCUGAUGAGAGGGAUUUUUUUUUGUAAUACUGCUGCUGGUAGAGUAUGUUUGGUAAAUUGUGUAUGAGCUCAAUGUGCUAAAACUUGGAUGGCUGCAUCUUGAAGAUACUUGAAUUAAUUUAUGUUAUUUAUUUUAUUAAAACGUCUGUGUUUACAUCUGAUUUAACAUUUGUUUUAAAUAUGCUUGUUCAUUUUAACCAUGGCAUUACCAAUGUAUCAGUGACUUUAUGAACGGAAUAACCUUUUAUGAAAGUACUGUAAUAAGUGCUAAUUGCAGAGCUUUGCUUUGGAUCUAAUUAGGAUAAAUGUUCACAUAGUGUUUUAGUAAAAGUGACCUGGAUGUGCCAGCUCAAACCACGCUGUGCCAACACCUCUCACAACCAGCAGUGUGUUAUUGAGGAGCUGUAUGUGACUGUUGGCAAUAGUUAUCAUUCCAUAUAAUUUCUGGGAUUUUUGUUCAGGAUGUGCUGUUUAAAAACCUCGGCUGCUGGGUUUUCUUUUUUGGUAAGUGAGGGAAAUCGUAGUGACAGUGUUCUGACAGCCAACUAUGUAAUUCCUGCUGAACACAGCGAUAACCCAACAUUUAUCCAUCAGACCAUUUCAGGUCAUUUUGCCCAACGUACCACCACGUCACAAUGCCAAAUGUUAUUUUUGCCUGGAUUUUCAUUCAGGAGAAUGGUUUUUAAUAGCAAUAAAAGGCUUAAAACAUCUAAACAGA
Molecule: messenger RNA, 5942 nt
Organism: Labeo rohita (rohu)
Lineage: Eukaryota; Metazoa; Chordata; Actinopteri; Cypriniformes; Cyprinidae
Gene: ttll7
Product: tubulin tyrosine ligase-like family, member 7
Biological process (GO): microtubule cytoskeleton organization; protein polyglutamylation
Cellular component (GO): cilium
Molecular function (GO): tubulin-glutamic acid ligase activity; tubulin binding
Source: RefSeq, a predicted model, not a curated record